Boleophthalmus pectinirostris (great blue-spotted mudskipper) is the source of this 1163-nucleotide messenger RNA. It is a transcript of the gene foxl2l, whose product is annotated as forkhead box L2-like. The transcript has 3 exons. Gene Ontology annotation, molecular function: RNA polymerase II cis-regulatory region sequence-specific DNA binding; DNA-binding transcription factor activity, RNA polymerase II-specific. The record is from RefSeq and is a predicted model, not a curated record. NCBI's taxonomy places the organism in Eukaryota, Metazoa, Chordata, Actinopteri, Gobiiformes, Gobiidae. The coding region runs from base 1 to 1017 and encodes 338 amino acids. Gene Ontology annotation, biological process: cell differentiation; regulation of transcription by RNA polymerase II; anatomical structure morphogenesis.
AUGUGGCAGUAUGGGACCUACUUGCCCACUCUAGCAGCUCCCCAGCUGUGGAGCACAUGGCGGGGCAGCCCCUCUGCUCUGUCCUCCAUAUGCCGGGGUCCUGGGUCCAGGCUCUCAGAGGAGACAGGCUGUCUGCGAAAAAGUGUGAGAAACUGGAGGACAUCAAAGUUCAAAGCGCACGGUGUUUGUGGGAGGAGUGUGCACCUGCAGAUACUGACUUCAUUGACACAGAGGCACCGUGAAUUACGCACCUUAGCCAAGAACGCGAUGGAGAAGUGCCCAGCCGAGGAGGGAGCGCAACUUUUGGACAUCAGCUCCAACUCGCCCCCGGAGGAGCCCAGCGGUUCAGAGGAGGACCCGGGUGCGCUGAAGAAGCCGCCCUACUCCUACGUGGCUCUCAUCACCAUGGCCAUAAAGGACAGUCGAGAAAGGAGAAUGACUCUGAGUGAGAUUUACGACUACAUCUCGUGCCGGUUCCCCUACUACGAAAAGAACAAGAAGGGAUGGCAGAACAGCAUCAGGCACAACUUGUCUCUGAAUGAGUGCUUUGUAAAGGUCCCGAGAGAGAACGCUCGGGAUAAGAAGGGACAUUACUGGAUGCUGGACCCCGCGUUUGAAGACAUGUUUGAGAAAGGAAACUAUAGACGGAGGCGCAGAGUGAGGAGACCCUACUUCAACCCUGGAGUGCCAUACCUGCCUGGGACCACAGUGGACUACGAUCCGCGGUACCUGCACUCUUGCGUGAGUAGUCACUGGAGCCAGACGCCCGGGUACCAAACAUCACCCAGUCUAACCACCAGCGGAGCGCUCAACUCUUUCUGCCCCUCGCCCCAGUGGCACCACGCGAACUACGGGACCUUUAAGCACCACCCAGUCGCCCUGGUGCACCACAGCAGUUGUCCUUAUGGCGGAGUGACGCAGCCCGCAAGCCCAGAGGCAGCCAGCGUCUCCGUUGCAUGCAGCUACCAUCAGUUCACAUCUUUCCCCGCUUACCCAGAUGCGCCACUUUACAAGUAAAAUAAGCCCAUGGACUAUAGCCUUUUGUUCAGAGACUGUUGUAAUGUAGGCCACAGUUGACUGGUUAAAAAAAUGUGUUUAUGAAAUUUGUUCACUAUUUGUUUUGUGUUCAUGUGACACAGUUAAGACUCGUCUCAGAAAAUACA